AUGUGCGUCGUCGUAACGCACGGUCUGCGAAGAAUGUUGCUGCGUAUAGAGAAAGUGUGCAUGAAAAUCAUAAAGUCUCAAUUCCUCAACGUUCGCAAGAAUUUGUCCUUAGUUUGGCGAAUCUUGCACAAAGACUUACACCCCUAUAAGAUCCAGUUGACCCAAGAGAUCAUGCCAAUAGAUUAUCUUUUGCGUCGGUGUUUUGCUAAUUGGGCUCUAGAGCAUUUGAAAGCCGACCCUGAAUUCGGCCAGAAAAUCAUUUUUAGCGAUGAGGCUCAUUUUUGGAUGAACGGCUUCGUUAAUAAGCAGAACUGUCAGAUUUGGGGUGAAGAAAACUGCAUCCAGAAAAGAUUACUAUCUGGCAUGGAUCGUUCCUAUAGAUCCGAUGACACUGAAGAUGCAGUAACCACUGAUAACCCAACUACUCCAUUUCCAACCCCACCUCCAAACAUGAUUUCUCCUAGAUCUCCAAUUCCUUUGCAUAGACAAGCUUCGCCAUUUCCUUUAGAAAACAUAAAUGCAAGAAGGAUACACUAUUCCAAUCCCCAAGACCGACUUCGCGGGACCAAUGGGGAAGUAAUUUACUCCAGUGCCAAAAAGCCAUUGUCAAACAAUACGUUGAAUAGAUCGGGACGAAGCAGACAUAGAAUCGGAGGCGGCAUGACAUCUUCUAGCAGUGCUACUUCCUGCAACAGCAACAUUGACAAUAGAAGGCUCAGUGGAGGAGCAAACAGCGAUAUUUAUCAUGAUCAACAGCAGCGAUUAAACAAUCUCAACAUCACCAAUGAUGAGGAUCAGGAGUCUCCGCCAGAGCCUGCUCCCCCAGAGAUACCUCCUAGGGGACCCUCUUUGCAUACGACUCUACGCCGUCGAAACGAUUACAUGAUACCAACUACUGAAGCUAAUAAAACCAACCAGGAGUCUCAGUUCCUGACAACCUCGGCAUCCGGAGCGGAAUACGCAGUUAGUGGAGGAGGAACUGUGAACCCGCUGGGGGGUUCCCAGUACCCCGCAAGGUCACCAAUGACGGCCGUCACAACAACUAACAGUAAAGUUAACGCCAGGUGGAUUCCCAAAAAACAUUUCGCAGAACAUCAGCAAAAACCACUUCUAACGACCAAUACAUGGGCUGAAUUGGACUGGGAAGUCCUACCUCACAGGGGAUAUUGCCCAGACUAA
Brassicogethes aeneus is the source of this 1179-nucleotide messenger RNA. NCBI's taxonomy places the organism in Eukaryota, Metazoa, Arthropoda, Insecta, Coleoptera, Nitidulidae. The record is from the annotation of a GenBank genome assembly.